Messenger RNA from Puntigrus tetrazona (Sumatra barb), 2125 nucleotides. RefSeq names its product C-type lectin domain family 4 member M-like. The transcript has 5 exons. Gene Ontology annotation, molecular function: signaling receptor activity. The coding region runs from base 32 to 1777 and encodes 581 amino acids. The record is from RefSeq and is a predicted model, not a curated record. NCBI's taxonomy places the organism in Eukaryota, Metazoa, Chordata, Actinopteri, Cypriniformes, Cyprinidae.
CAUACAUCUCAGUGGUACAGGCACAAAAGUCAUGGAACUAGAACAAGUUGUUGGACAAAAGACCAGUGAGGAGGAACUGGACAGAGAUAAAGAUAUUUGUGGUAAUAAGGACCACAAAUCUAAAGAAAGAGCCCAAAACCACAGAAUUGUUUUGAGUACAGUAUGCUUUGGCAUCGUAUGCAUUUCCAUUUUGGCUGGCAUUGUAGUACUGCAUAUCAAGCUCAUGGCAGAUAAAGAUACACAGAUGUUACUGUCCAGUUCAAGAUGUCAAACUGAGAAAGACCAGCUACAGAACGACUUUAACUCUCAGAAGAAUCACGAGUUGAAGAAAACAGUCAAUGAUACCACUUUUGAAACAAGCCAGUUACUGAAAUAUUGUGAGUCUGUGAAUGAGAAGAAUCAGGAAAUGAUGAAAAGAGUCAAUCAGCUCUCUUUUGAAAAAACUUGUGACUCUUUGAAUCAGACAAAACUGGAGCUGGAAAAGAGAAUUGACAAACUUGCUUCUGAAAAAAGCCAGUUACUGGGACGUUUUGACUCUUUCAGUCAGAGGAAUCAGGAGUUGGAGAAAAGAGUCAAUCAGCUCUCUUUUGAAAAAAGCCAGUUGCAGGGAACUUGUGACUCUUUGAAUCAGACAAAACUGGAGCUGGAAAAGAGAAUCGACAAUCUUGCUUCUGAAAAAAGCCAGUUAAAUGGAAGUUUUGACUCUUUCAGUCAGAAGAAUCAAGAGUUGGAAAAAAGAGUCCAUGAUCUCUCCUCUAAGAAAAGCCAGUUACAGGAAAGUUUUGACUCUGUCAGCCAGAAGAAUCAAGAGUUGGAGAAAAGAGUAGAUGAUCUCUCCUCUAAGAAAAGCCAGUUACAGGAAAGUUUUGACUCUUUGAAUCAGACAAAACUGGAGCUGGAAAAGAGAAUCGACAAUCUCACUUCUGAAAAAAGUCAGUUACAGGGACGUUUUGACUCUUUCAGUCAGAAGAAUCAAGAGUUGGAGAAAAGAGUCAAUGAUCUCUCCUCUAAGAAAAGCCAAUUACAGAGAAAUUGUGAGUCUGUGAAUGAGAAGAAUCAGGAAAUGAUGAAAAGAGUCAAUCAGCUCUCUUUUGAAAAAAGCCAGUGGCAGGGAACUUGUGACUCUUUGAAUCAGACGAAACUGGAGCUGGAAAAGAGACUCGAUAAUCUUGCUUCUGAAAAAAGCCAGCUACAGGGACGUUUUGACUCUUUCAGUCAGAAGAAUCAAGAGUUGGAGAAAAGAGUCGAUGAUCUCUCCUCUAAGAAAAGCCAGUUACAGGAAAGUUUUGACUCUUUGAAUCAGACAAAACUGGAGCUGGAAAAGAGAAUCGACAAUCUCACUUCUGAAAAAAGCCAGUUACAGGGAGAUUUUGACUCGUUGAGUCAGAAGAAUCUGCAGUUAGAGGCAGAACUAAAAAAGUUACUUAAAAAAGGUUUUGUGUUCUGGUACAGUGACGUGAUGACCUGGUCUGACAGCAGGCAGUACUGCAGGGAUCAGGGUGGUGAUCUGGUCAUUAUCAAAAGUGAAGACAAGCAGACAUUAAUUUCUUCAGUGGUCAAGGAGAUUGUGUGGAUUGGUUUGUCUGAUGUAAAAAUUGAGGGGGAAAUGAAAUGGGUGGAUAAUUCAUCGCUGAAUCAAACGUUUUGGUCUGGAAACGAGCCAAAUAACGAGGGUGGAAAUGAGGGCUGCGUCGAACUGAUACCUUCGUACGCUAUCCUGAAAAACUGGAAUGAUGUCCCAUGCUCACAGAAGAGAAGAGGGAUCUGUGAGAAGUAGCUUUGCUUCCUUUAUCUUCCUGACACUUAAUAGCUAUUUUAAUAAUAUAAUUGCUUUUAUAAUUUCUCUAUUAAAAAUAGGCUUUUGAUUUUUACUGCAGUAAUAAAUCUCACAGCAUUCUGCUUCUAAUUUUUUCGAUCUGAAGAGUUGACCAUAUCCUGCAAGCAAAUGUUAAGCAUACUGCUUACAGUAUUUUAGUCAAAUGAAAUACAAUAAAGUAAAAGUAGCGGCACUUCUUCUUUUGGUUUUGCCAGGAGAUAAUUGAUCUACUAUUAGUUUAAUUGAUUUUUAUUUACAUUUUGCUUUGUUAUCUUUCUUGAAAGUGAUUGCUUUUUUUCAUGAAUAAAG